Ilex paraguariensis (yerba mate) is the source of this 186-nucleotide messenger RNA. Lineage: Eukaryota; Viridiplantae; Streptophyta; Magnoliopsida; Aquifoliales; Aquifoliaceae. The record is from the annotation of a GenBank genome assembly.
AUGUAUGUGAAUUCUAUGUUAAGAGAUACUGUGUUGAUGCAGUCUGUUGAAGGAAUGAAGGUUGUGUGCCAUGAUCUAGCACAGGCAACCAGUGGUCCCAAAGGCAGUGCUAUGGAUGAUAUUGUCAAAGAUGCAGAUCAUCUUGUUUCUUGCUUGGCAGAUAAGGCCAGAACAGAUCCAGUUUAA